AUGGCUUCUGAAAGCCCCCACGAUGCGGCUGCCCAGCAGGGUGACGCCGCCAAUGAUUCUUGGGCCGGAGAUGGUGGAUUUGGAGCUGAGGACACCCAUACUGAACAGUAUAGCCUUCAACAAACAGAAGAACCUACCACUGCUUAUGACCCAGCUCACAUUGCGUCUGGUGAUUUCCCUGCAGAAGAACAAGAACAAGAACAAGAAGAACAAGAAGAAGCUGAUGACUCUGAUUCUGGUGAAUACGAUCCCGAGUCUGUCAUCAUAACCACCACAGCUGCUCCCGCUCCCGCUCCCGCUCCCGAGCCCGCGCCUGCCCCCGCUGCCUCCGCUGAGCCCGAGCCGAAGCCAGCUUCUACCUCCUCCCCACGCCCAUCCAAGAAGCCCAAGAAGGCGGGUGGGUUCAUAGUUGGAUCCUCGGACGAUGAGGAUGAUUCUCCUGCACCGCGUUCGGCAUCGGCCUCGGUGUCUACACCGUCUGCACUUCAGCCCCCUCCCCCUGCUGCCGGUGCUCCUGCUGCGUCUGCGGUUGCGGCUGUUGAUGGCCAGUCUCGUGCAUUCACCCAUUCGCCGCUUCACCAAGUCACCAUGUCCCAACCCGUUGCGUCUGCCGCUCAAGUGAGCAAUGGGCAGGGUAAUGUGCCUGUGCCUGUCGAUACAGUUGGUCUGCUGGAGGAGCGCCUGAAGAACGAUCCUCGUGGGGACAUGGAUGCUUGGCUAGCCUUGAUCGACGAAACCCGCAGACGUAACAUGAUCCAGGAUUCCCGAGCCGUCUAUGAGCGGUUUCUCCAGGCCUUCCCCCAGUCGGCCGAGAUCUGGGUUCAGUACCUGGAAAUGGAGCUCAGUCUCGACAACUUUGCCGAAGCCGAGGGCAUCUUCCAGCGGACCUUGACAACCAUAGUUGACGUCCAGCUGUGGAUUGCCUAUCUGGACUACGUGCGUCGACGGAACGAUACCAACGAGGCCACCGGCGCCGCGCGGCAGACCGUGAACGCGGCUUUCGAGUUCGUGCUGGACAACAUCGGCCAGGAUCGCAAUGCUGGCCGCAUCUGGCACGAAUACGUACAGUUCAUCAAGUCCGGCCCUGGACAGCUUGGAGGCAGCAGCUGGCAGGAUAUGCAGAAGAUGGACGUCUUGCGAAAAGCAUACCAGCGCGCCAUCUGCAUUCCGAUCUCUAAUCUUAAUGUGCUAUGGAAGGAGUAUGACCAGUUCGAACUGAACCUGAACAAGGUCGCAGGCCGCAAAUUUCUACAGGAGCGCUCUCCGUCUUACAUGCAGGCUCGAAGCGCAAACACACAGCUAGACACCAUCACCAGAGGCUUGCAGCGGUCGACUCUGCCUCGCCUCCCCCCCGCCCCUGGCUUUGACGGAGACCAGGAGUACCUCGAGCAGGUCGAGAUAUGGAAGAAGUGGAUAGCCUGGGAGAAGGACGACCCGCUAGUUCUCCAGGCCGAUGAACCAGAGACGUACAAAUCACGAAUCAUCUAUGUCUACAAGCAGGCUCUGAUGGCUCUCCGCUUUUGGCCCGAGCUAUGGGUUGAGGCCGCAGAGUGGUGCUUCGAUGAGAAGAUCCUCACCAAGGACGGCCAAGACCAAGGUCUCCUCUUUUUGACUGAGGGUAUUGCAGCAAACCCCGAGAGCUCUCUUCUUGCUUUGAAGCACGCCGACCAUGUCGAAUCGACUCAUCCGGCUGGAGAAGGAGACGCAGGCAAACUUGCUCUUUGCCAAGCUCUGCGUGCUCCUAUCGAUCAGACCCUUACUACUCUCUACGGCCUCAUUAAGAAGCGGAAGGAGCAGGAGCUGGCGGCCGUCAAGUCUAUCGAGAACGAUCCCAGUUUCGCAAGUACAGAUGCCGAUGAUGAAGACGACGGAGAGAUUGGCGAAAGAGGCUCCAAGGACGAUCCAAGAAAGGAGCGCAUCAAGGCCGUUCAGCAUGGUUUUGCCGUGCAGAUCCAGAUGCUCAAGCAACAGAUCUCCUAUCUCUGGAUUGCCCUUGCCCGCGCAUACCGCCGCAUCCAGGGACAAGGCAAGGCCGGCGGCCGUGACGCCCCUUCUACUGGAGUUCGUGCCAUCUUCACUGAGGCCCGUCAGCGAGGCCAGUUGACCAGUGACGUCUACGUGGCCAUCGCACAUAUCGAGUGGGACAUAUACCAGGACCCUGUGGCCACCAAGAUCUUUGAGCGAGGGGCCAAGCUGUUCCCAGAGGACGAGUCUUUCAUUGUAGCUUACCUCAAGCACCUGCACUCCCGCCACGACACAACUAACGCCCGCGUUGUCUUCUCCCAAUCGGUCAAGAAAUUCAAGGAGAAGCCUGAGCUGCUGCCGAAAUUGAAGCCUCUCUACGCAUAUUUCCAUGGCUACGAAGCGAAAUUCGGCGAGCUUGCACAGAUUAAAGAAUUGGAGAAGCAGAUGGCAGAAAGUUUUCCUGAGGACCCAAAGCUAGUCCACUUCGCUGCGCGGUUCUCGUCGGAUGGAUUCAACCCCAUCACCGCCAGAGUCAUCAUCUCCCCUGCUGCCCAGAUGCGGCCUAAGCACAUUAUGCAAUCCGUGGAACAGGUAUCAACCUCGACACGGGCGAGUCCUCAUCCAUCCACUAUGGUGGACCGCAGCCCCCGUCCUCAGUACUUGCAGGCUGUGAACUCUCCGAAGCGACCGUUCCAGGCCGACGACCAAGAUGAUUUCAACCCACCCAAGAGGCUUGCGCGCGGUGCUUCACCCCUCAAGGGUGCAGCUGGACGGCGUCUUGACCAGCAGCGUAGGGCAGCCCAAGGUCAAGGAGUCACGACGUACAGCAGCGCACCUGCCCCCAUCUCCCGGGACAUCACAUUCUUGAUAGGUCUCAUACCGCCGACCUAUCAGUACGACGCCCCGCGCUACAAGGCAGAUAGUCUCGUUCGCAUAUUAAGAGAGGCUACUGUGCCUGACUACAAUGACUGGAAAUCCGCCCAAAAUCAAGGUCUCCGUCAACCCCAGCAGAUUCCUGGUGGUCGAAACAGUCCAUUCGUGGGUGGUGGUUUUGCAGCACCUCCCUCUUAUGGCACACCAGAUCCGGCUGCUGCUUAUCCCCCGCAGAUGCAGAACUUCCAGUCGACACUUCCUCAACACUACGGUUAUCCAUAUGGAUCUGGACAAUAG
This is a messenger RNA of Neoarthrinium moseri, 3135 nucleotides long. RefSeq lists its product as uncharacterized. The record is from RefSeq and is a predicted model, not a curated record. Bases 1 to 3135 code for a protein of 1044 amino acids. Gene Ontology annotation, biological process: mRNA 3'-end processing. The transcript is spliced from 4 exons. Gene Ontology annotation, cellular component: nucleus. Gene Ontology annotation, molecular function: protein binding; mRNA binding. NCBI's taxonomy places the organism in Eukaryota, Fungi, Ascomycota, Sordariomycetes, Amphisphaeriales, Apiosporaceae.